Messenger RNA from Drosophila eugracilis, 396 nucleotides. It is a transcript of the gene Cpr60D, whose product is annotated as pupal cuticle protein Edg-78E. Bases 1 to 303 code for a protein of 100 amino acids. Lineage: Eukaryota; Metazoa; Arthropoda; Insecta; Diptera; Drosophilidae. The transcript has 2 exons. The record is from RefSeq and is a predicted model, not a curated record.
AUGCUGAAAUACUUAUUAGGUAUUUGUCUUCAGACCCUUAUCCUUGCCCUGCUGGUGGUUUUGACCAGCUGCAAUGAAGAGGACUUACAGGCGCAGCUUGUCAAGUCUGAGAACCUCCAAAAUCUGGAUGGAGCUGGGCAGUUCAAGCACGAAACCGUGGUGACCAACGGCAUCCAGAUUAAGGCCCAGGGAAAUGUGAACGGCAUACAGGGCGAAUACUUUCUGCCCGGUGAGGAUGGCAAGCAAAUCCGCGUGACGUACACUGCAGAUGCAACCGGCUUUCAUCCGAAGGUCGAGGAGUGAUCGCGUGAUCUUAAUUAUGAUUCAAUUUACGUUGUUAUAAUCCAUGUGUUAAAAGGAGUGAUGUUGCUGCAAUAAAACGUUUUUGUUCGCAUA